GAAAAACGGAAACCCCACAGUCCACAAACAGAACACGGUCUGCGUUUACGUUUCGUUGUUCUGUGUUCCGUUGACUGGCAAAGAAUGUCAGGCCCUCAGUGCUGCUCCAAUCCACCAACCCUGAACCCAAGUGCCGGUGCUGGCUAUGUUGAACCGCUCGGUGGCCUCAGCAGCUACGUCUCUGGCCACCCCGACUCCAAGCUUGCCAUCAUUCUCAUCUCCGACGUCUUUGGUUAUGAGGCUCCAAACUUGAGGAAGCUUGCAGACAAGGUUGCAGCUGCUGGAUUUUAUGUUGUGGUCCCUGACUUCUUUCAUGGAGAUCCAUUUGUGUAUGAAAAUGCUGAUAGGCCUCUACCAGUUUGGCUGAAGGAUCAUGGAACGGAUAAGGGAUUUGAGGAUGCAAUGCCAGUAAUUGAAGCUGUAAAAAAUAAAGGUAUUUCUGGAGUUGGGGCUGCAGGCUUUUGCUGGGGUGCCAAGGUUGUGGUUGAACUGGCAAAGUCUGAGCUUAUCCAAGCUGCAGUGCUUUUACAUCCUUCAUUUGUCACUGUGGACGAUAUCAAAGGGGUUAAGGUUCCUACUGCAGUUCUAGGAGCCGAGAUUGACAAAUAUUCUCCAAUAGAACUCUUGAAACAGUUUGAGGAGGUCUUAGCAGCUAAAUCUGAGGUGGAUGGCUAUGUUAAGAUAUUCCCGAAAGUUUCUCAUGGUUGGACAGUUAGGUACGAUGUUGAAGAUGAGGCAGCUGUGAAGUCAGCUGAGGAGUCCCAUCAGAACCUAUUGGAAUGGUUUGAUAAGCAUGUGAAGCGAGUAGGAAAUGUCAAGUUAGAGAGACGUCUUUCGUCUGGCCUCUAGUUCUCUUAUUAUUUAUUAUAUGGAGUGAGUUUUACAAGCUGUAGUACCCCAGAAUUUGAUCUGAUUUGCUUAUGAACAACUGUUACAAGUUGCAUGCUUUUUAACACACUACAUCCAAUGCCUAUGUUGUUUCUUA
Messenger RNA from Juglans regia (Persian walnut), 985 nucleotides. RefSeq names its product endo-1,3;1,4-beta-D-glucanase-like. The transcript has 7 exons. Lineage: Eukaryota; Viridiplantae; Streptophyta; Magnoliopsida; Fagales; Juglandaceae. The record is from RefSeq and is a predicted model, not a curated record. Gene Ontology annotation, molecular function: hydrolase activity. The coding region runs from base 85 to 849 and encodes 254 amino acids.